Molecule: messenger RNA, 1428 nt
Organism: Suricata suricatta (meerkat)
Lineage: Eukaryota; Metazoa; Chordata; Mammalia; Carnivora; Herpestidae
Gene: CIMAP1D
Product: outer dense fiber of sperm tails 3 like 2
Exons: 5
Coding region: 1-873 (290 amino acids)
Cellular component (GO): cytoskeleton; cytoplasmic microtubule
Source: RefSeq, a predicted model, not a curated record
AUGGGGACGCUCGGUGCCAACCCUGGCCCGCGGCUGCCCACUGAGCGCCCGAGCGCUCGGACCGGCUUGAGGAGGGCCUGCGGGACGGCCGCCUCCGAGGACGCUGAAGACUUUGCUUGCAGGCUCCGGACCAGGCUUGUACGUCCUGCCGUCCACCGUGGGCUACGUCAACCACGACUGCACCAGGGUGGCCAGUCCAGCCUACUCACUCUUCUGGAGGCCCAGCCCCGGACACAUUCUGGGACAGCAGGACAGACAGACUGGGGAGUUGAGGCAUCUCUACAGGACGUCAGCCCUGGGCCAGUCUACUUCCUGGACCCAAAAGUCACCCGGUUUGGCCGAAGCUGCACCCCUGCUUACUCCAUGCAGGGCCGGGGCAAGGCUCGGGGUCUGGAGGUGACACCAGGCCCUGGGGCGUACAGUCCAGAGAAGGUGGCCCCUGUGCGCCAGCGGACACCCCCGGCUUUCACCCUGGGCUCCCGCCUGCGCCCACAGCUCCAGGACACCUCAGCCCCUGCUCCUAACACCUAUACCCUGCCCUCCCUGUGGGGCUCCCAGAUAUUCAUUAAGCCCAGCAGCCCCAGCUACACAGUGGUGGGCCGUACACCCCCUGUACGUCCCCCUCAGGACCCUGCUGAGCUUCCAGGCCCGGGCCAGUAUGAUAGCCCCGACCCCAACACCUACCGUCAGCGCUGGCCUGCCUUCACCAUGCUGGGCCGGCCCCGUGCACCCCAGCCCCCGGAGGAGACUCCUGGCCCUGGCACUCACAGCCCUGAGCAGGUCACCAUGACCAAAGUCAGGGCGCCGGCAUUCACCAUAGGCAUCCGUCACUCCAAAUGCGCUACCACCAUGGCUGUGGACACCAUGCCCUGACACCUUUGGGGUUAGGACCCCAGCUGCCCCUGGACUAAGUGUCAGUUUACCUAUGUUGUCGGGGUGUGGGUAGGCCCCUUCUGGGCCUGGCAUUGGCUGAGAGGUGCUUGCAGAAGCAGGGAGCAGGCACAUCUUGCCUUCUCUGAGGUCCUUCUAGGCCACCUGUUUCUUUGGUCCCUUGGGGCUGUGACCCCUUGGCCCCGUGCAGGGUGAGCUUCCUUCCAGUGCCCCAGUUUCUUCCUCCUGGUCAUGGCAGGUCAAGUCGGAUCAGGCAGAGGAAAGGACAACGACAGCCCUGCCUAGCAGCUGGCUGGAGCUUCCUGUGUCCUGGGACCUGGGGUCCACCCUGCUAGGGCCCGGGUCCCCGGCACAGCUCACGUCUCCUGUGUCCCCCGGGGCCCCCUGCUCACAUUUCUGCUAAACGUGGGCUCUUGCCCUGCUUCUCAUGGACGCACAGCCAGCUGCCAGCCCUGGUCCCAGCCCUAAAUCAAGCUGGAAGCAGCCCGAUUUCUCUCCCUCUAGCUGCUUGCCAAUAAAUCUCUGUGGCACAAGAAC